This is a messenger RNA of Lactuca saligna, 1436 nucleotides long. Lineage: Eukaryota; Viridiplantae; Streptophyta; Magnoliopsida; Asterales; Asteraceae. The record is from the annotation of a GenBank genome assembly.
UAAAAAAGAACUUACAACCAAUCUUUUAGGUUUAAAAAAUUUUCUCAAACACCCCCUAAAACAAGAACUGCUUUCGGAUUCUGUCGUUCGCAGACUCUGCAGAUUCCACAAUCUAAAGCCCUAAUUUCGUAAAACCAAAAGUAUUGACUUUGAACCCCAAAUGUCCGGAGCACAGUAACAAUUAGAUAUCACCAGCUCAUUUUCUAACCCUAACCCUAACUCUCCUCACGCUGAUGCCUCAAUCUCAAUGUACGAGGGUUCGCAUGGAUUCGAUGGGUUGGGAGCCCGACCCGCAUGUGAGCUUGACAGAGCUGCAGGGCCACAGAGUGCGAUGAUUCCACAGACUACUGAUUCAACUACAUACGAACAUCAUGUUGCGAAUGAUGCCAUAGUAACAACAAGAAUUCAGCCCAAAAGCAUCCAGUCUAUGCAAUGCGAGGUAUGCAAUGUUACUUGUGACACUAAAGAUGUACUUGAGAAACACAAACAAGUAGAAGAAUUGGAGAAUAAGAAGCACAAGUUAUUGCAAAAUGGAGCAUCAGUUGAUAAAUUUCUCUACUGUGAAACUUGCAAUGCGGUAUGCAAUAAUCAAAAUGCCUUCCAGGCUCAUCUCGCUGGUAAAAAGCAUUCUGCAAAGGCAAUGAUGCAGCUUGUGGGUAAGAAUGGGGUUGUUAACACCACAUCAGAAUCAGACCCUAAGGGUCCUACUCCUGAGCCUGAGGCUCAAUCGAAUAAUAAUCCCAACCCCAUACAGUGUCAACUCUGCAAAAUAAACUGCUCCAGCAUUGAAGUCCUCAGCACACACAUGUCAGGGAAGAAACACCUCAAGAAACUAAAAGAAUCAGACCAAAUACCGGAUCCUUCCUUGACCCUUAUCAAUUCACAACAAGGUAAACCCGUGUGGUGUCAACUUUGUGGGAUCAGUUGUGACACAUACGAUGUCUUCAAAACCCACCUAUCAGGAAAGAAACACAAAAAGAAUUUGGAAAAACCAGUGGAAGGAGGAGGGAUGUUGCAAAAUGAAGAGGGUAAAGUUGUAAAUGUGGAUGGAAAUGGAAGUGACAGGAAGACAAAGAGAGUGGGAGGUGAUGAGGAUAUGGAGGCAAAGAGGCAGAAGAUUUUGCAAGGAGGAGGAGCAUUGGAUGCUUUAAGGAUUUGUACGGUGUGCAAUGUUGUUUGUAGCAGCCCUACUGUGUAUGAUUCUCAUGUUGCUGGUAGGAAGCAUGCUGCAAAUGCAAUGCUUGUCAAACAGGCAGAAACCCAUGAAAUCUGAAUGUGUAGUUAUUUUUGUAGAUAUAAAUUGUGAAUUUGAGAUGAAUGAAUCUUGGAUAGUUUUUGGUGUUUUCUCAUUAUUGAUGCAAGUCCUGGAAACAUCUAUCAAAUUCUCUCUUAUUGUUUAUGUCAUGGUAUUAUAAUGAAACGACACAAAAUUUCAC